Molecule: messenger RNA, 1770 nt
Organism: Anopheles marshallii
Lineage: Eukaryota; Metazoa; Arthropoda; Insecta; Diptera; Culicidae
Gene: PIG-T
Product: GPI transamidase component PIG-T
Exons: 2
Coding region: 1-1770 (589 amino acids)
Biological process (GO): attachment of GPI anchor to protein
Cellular component (GO): GPI-anchor transamidase complex
Source: RefSeq, a predicted model, not a curated record
AUGUGGAAAUUUAUACUAUGGAACGUACUGGCGAUAGCCUUGUUGAAAGGCGGCAAUGCAGAAUUUUCGGACGUUUUCGACGAGGAAAUGUUUGUAAAACCGCUGUCGGAUAAAUUUGUCUAUAGCUACUUUCAAUUCACGACACGAUGGGAACUGGGCAAGAACGAUAGCCUGCUUCAUACGAAUCUGGUAUCGCGUCCAUUAGCCGAAUUAUUCUAUCACUUCGGUGUUCAGGAGCUGCACCUUAGCUUCACGUACGGUUUGUGGCGAUACGAAUCUUGGGGCUAUCCGGUAACCGAUGCCGGACCAGGAGCAGAAGUAUGGGCAUGGUUCGAACCAACGUCCGACCGUGCGUCUAUUGACCACCGUUGGAAAAUGCUCUGCGGUACACUUUCGGGCCUGUUUUGUGCAUCGUUGAGCUUUAUCGAUCCAAGUAAUACGUACGAGCCGGCCUAUACAUUGAGACCGCAAACACAUCACUUUCCGGGACAGUCGGCACCAAUCCUUCGCUAUGCAGCUUUACCCCGUGAAAUUGUGUGCACGGAGAAUUUGACACCCUGGGCAAAGCUGUUACCGUGUCGUUCGCGGGAAGGUUUGGUGUCACUGCUCGUGCCCGACAGCAUUUACGCAAGCAAUUAUCAUUCGCUCGGUGUACACAUGCGGAAACUUUGUGCCGAUGCGGAAUGUAGCGAAUUUCAGCUGGAGGUAAAACAGACUGUUAGCGUGGUGCAGGAUCUAAGGCUAUUUGGCGGUACGAAUUGGUCACUGCGUAAGCUAUUCGGACAGGGGAUGGAAGGUUCGUGUGCUUUAGCAACGACCAGCAACGUGUACAUCGACGUGACAGACAACAAUGGCAUCGAAGUGUCACAGAAGCCGGACGAAACGAUUCUCUCGGUACGUGGAGGCACACGCACCGAACUUCAACGGUUCGAUGUAAAGCAGUUUGAAGCUGUCAUGGCUAAGGGUCGCCGGGCAAUGUUCAACGUGGCCGUAAUGGACAAACGUGAUCCAAAUGUUAUUGUAGUAGCUGGACCACCGCCAAUUUUUGCCAAACGAUUCAUCCUGGGCGUCGGGCAGGAGCGGGGCAAAAUCGUAACGCACAUCACGAACGCCCACUGGGGAGCGCUGGAUUUGAUCGUGUUCGAAACAAUUCCCUGGUUUGUACCGAUUUAUCUGCACACACUUACCAUCCGUCAUGGAGGAGUACGCAUCGAACCUGCCUUCCUGCAUUACACGCCCGGUGUACAGCGAGAGCGUCCUUACGGGCUGGAAGUAGCGUUCCGCAUUCCGGCUCGAGCCACCGUCGAGCUUUCGAUCGAUUUUGAUUACAUUUUUCUCAAGUGGCAAGAGUACCCGCCCGAUGCAAACCACGGUCACUACAUUCCAUCGUCGAUCAUCUCUCUGUUGUUGCCCUCCGCUCGCAAUUACACGUCCAUUCCACGUGAAGCAGCUCUCUUCCGCGACUCGUUCAACGCCACACAGUUGGCGGGAUAUUUUCUACAGAUACGUACCGAAUCGUUGCUACUGACGCUUCCAACGCCAGAUUUCAGCAUGCCGUACAAUGUGAUUUGUUUGGCCUGUACCGUGGUGGCGCUAGCCUUCGGUCCAAUACACAACAUCUCGACCAAGCGGAUCGUUGCAAAGGGCAAAGAAGCGUCCAAGACAUCGCUCGGAGAAAAAGUGAAGCAAUUCUUCAAAAGUAAAUCGAAGCAAGCCAAAGAAGAACAAACCGCAAGCACGGAAGACUUGAAUGCGCCCGAUACAGAAUAA